UGGAGAAUUAAAGAAAGGGAUAAAUCCACCGUCAAUCACACAUUUGGUAUUCACGUCACCUUAUGUCACGUUGGCUCUCAAAAUCGGCAUUAUCACUGGAGUCAUAGCUCUCGCUGAAGGGAUUGCAGUGGGGAGAAGCUUUGCAAUGUACAAGAAUUACAACAUAGAUGGGAACAAAGAGAUGAUAGCCUUUGGGGUGAUGAACAUUCUUGGUUCCUUCUCCUCUUGCUAUCUCACUACCGGGCCGUUUUCGCGUUCGGCUGUGAACUACAACGCGGGUUGCAAAACGGCGUUAUCAAACGUGGUGAUGGCCGUUGCAGUGGCGGUGACGCUACUGUUCUUGACGCCGUUGUUCUUCUACACGCCACUAGUGGUCCUGUCGUCGAUCAUAAUCACCGCCAUGCUAGGCCUCGUAGACUACGAAGCAGCCAUUCAUCUUUGGAGACUAGACAAGUUCGAUUUCUUCGUCUGUCUCUCUGCUUACUUUGGCGUUGUUUUCGGUACCAUCGAGAUUGGUCUCAUCCUCUCCGUGGGAAUAUCAGUGAUGAGGUUAGUGUUGUUCGUGGGAAGACCAAAGAUUUAUGUAAUGGGAAACAUUCAGAACACAGAAAUAUAUAGGAACAUUGAACAUUACCCUCAAGCCACCACUCUCUCUUGUCUCCUCAUUCUCCACAUCGAUGGUCCUAUCUACUUCGCCAACUCUAGCUACUUGCGAGACAGAAUUGGAAGGUGGAUCGAUGACGAGGAAGAAAAAUUGAGAACGAGUGGAGAAACCAGUCUACAAUACAUUGUACUUGAUAUGAGUGCUGUGGGAAACAUAGACACGAGCGGUAUAAGCAUGCUUGAGGAACUCAACAAAAUCCUAGGACGAAGAGAGCUCAAGCUAGUGGUAGCAAACCCAGGAGUAGAGGUGAUGAAGAAGCUAAGCAAGUCCAACUUCAUAGAGAGCAUUGGUAAAGAACGGAUUUAUCUCACGGUGGCAGAAGCUGUUGCAGCUUGCAAUUUCAUGCUCCAUACCGCUAAAAGCGACUCCCCCGUACCAGAAUUUAACAACGUUUAAGAUUUUAUAUUGAAUCUCA
Camelina sativa (false flax) is the source of this 1079-nucleotide messenger RNA. NCBI's taxonomy places the organism in Eukaryota, Viridiplantae, Streptophyta, Magnoliopsida, Brassicales, Brassicaceae. The record is from RefSeq and is a predicted model, not a curated record.